Messenger RNA from Rhododendron vialii, 1176 nucleotides. Its product is annotated as protein SOSEKI 5-like. Bases 158 to 1048 code for a protein of 296 amino acids. The record is from RefSeq and is a predicted model, not a curated record. Lineage: Eukaryota; Viridiplantae; Streptophyta; Magnoliopsida; Ericales; Ericaceae. The transcript has 3 exons.
UUGGGUGUUUCGUUUUUCACCAAUCCAAUUACCUGAGCUUCUCUUCCACAUUUCCCAAAACGGCCAAACCCUCCAAUUCCAAAUUCCUAAAACUAACUGUGAGUCUGUAUUCUCCUCUUCCAUUGUUGAGUUGAGUUGGGUUCCCUUAGCUAAGCCCAUGGCCAUGAAUUCAAGAACAAGCACAGAGUACUUGAUUCCAAAGAAAUGGCAGGAAAUGGAGAUCAGUAGCCCUGAGAAACCCAAGAUUUCAACUGAAAAUAAACUCAGGAUCAACAACAAGUCGUCGGUCUCUAUCUCUGUCUCUGUCUCUGUUCUGUACUACAUCUCCAGAAAUGGCCACCUCGAUCAUCCCCAUUUCAUGGAAGUUCCUCUCUCUUCUUCCCACGGACUCUAUCUCAGAGAUGUGAUAAACAGGUUAAACUUUCUCAGAGGUAAAGGCAUGGCGAGCAUGUAUUCAUGGUCUUCAAAAAGGAGCUACAGAAACGGAUUCGUGUGGCACGAUCUGUCGGAGAACGACCUAAUACAUCCGACACACGGCACCGCCGAAUACGUCCUCAAAGGAUCAGAGCUUCUCAGAACCUCUUCAAGCUUCAGGUACCCCGAAAACACAAGAACGUUGGAAACCGUACCGGAAGCAAAACUCUCCGGCGAAAAUCGCAGCUUCCCGGGGACGAUCAGGAGAAGAAACCGGUCGUGGAGUUCCUUCGACGAGUCGCAAGAGUACAGAGUCUACAGCGGAGAACUCGCCGGGAAAUCCGCCGCCGCCGCCGACGCGUCGACACAAACAGGCGACGAUCGGAGAUUACGAACGGGUGGCGAAGAGUGUGGAGAGACGACCAUGGAGUUGAGCAGAGGGUCUUCUUCGAUUUCUAGUUCGGAGGUUAUUCUGGGGGGCGUGAUGAGUGGAUCGAGAGCCGUUGAUGUUUCUGGGGAGAUUGGAGAUCGGACGGUUAGUAGAGAGCAUCACAGUGGGAGGAUGAAGGCUUCGCGCGUUCUGAUGCAGUUGGUUAGUUGUGGGUCCGUGUCGGUCAAGACUCGUGGAUUGUGAGUUAAGGCUUUAGCUCUCGUUUGAUAACUGUGAUAUAAUAGAUGGAUGAGAUUCGUAAGGAGAUGAGAUUAUGAUUGAAAUUGAUAAUGAAAAAGGAUUAGUAAUGAGUAUGUUUGUUUGUGAUGGAA